CAGACCAUUACAUACGCCACAUAUGCAUAUAAUUCAAAGACGGCAGAACAAACACAAAGGUUGAAAUAUGGAGAUUUGGAGAUAGUAUUGAAAAAUGACCAUUUUGAAUUCGUUUGCAAAGGUGGUGCAGUGAUAUCAAAUAUAAAAGAAAUUUUAUUUAUGAAUUCAAAAAUUAAAGGUAUAACGGAUGAUAUAACAUCAAUUCCACCAGAAGAACAAAGAUAUUACGCAUUAAAUGCAUUUCCUAAAGUUUUGAAGAUUGGAAGAUUUAAUUUAAAUGAGGAAUUCAUAAAAGGUUUCCUAAAUGACAUAAUGAAGAAAGCAGAUAAGGAAUACGUUCAUACUGAGUUCGCAUAUGUGGCAAGUGUGUUAGUGAAGAAGGCAUAUAAGGAAUAUGUGGAUGAAAAAGAUAAUGAAAUUAUAAAAAGGGUUGAAUGGUACCAUGAACGGACAUCGAAGAUUUUAGAAGGUAAAGCCAAUACAGGGUGGGUUUCAGGAUGUUUAGACCUUAAAGCGGAUAAAACUUAUGUUAACGAUGAGUUAAAUAAGAAGGCAGAUAAAACAUAUGUUAACGAUGA
This is a messenger RNA of Trichomonas vaginalis G3, 578 nucleotides long. RefSeq lists its product as uncharacterized. The transcript has a single exon. NCBI's taxonomy places the organism in Eukaryota, Parabasalia, Trichomonadida, Trichomonadidae. The annotation marks the transcript as partial. The record is from RefSeq and is a predicted model, not a curated record.